This is a messenger RNA of Trachymyrmex cornetzi, 1372 nucleotides long. RefSeq names its product putative nuclease HARBI1. The record is from RefSeq and is a predicted model, not a curated record. The transcript is spliced from 5 exons. Bases 512 to 1078 code for a protein of 188 amino acids. NCBI's taxonomy places the organism in Eukaryota, Metazoa, Arthropoda, Insecta, Hymenoptera, Formicidae.
CUCUGAGCUACACUCGGGAGCACCCAAGCUCCCGAAUGCCGUUCAGAAACCAAUUGAGAGUACCUCAGCGUUACCUAGGAGGUCCGUUCAGAAACGUGUCGGGUGUUCCCGAUCGGGAGACUUGCACCCUGGGGCUCUAUUCUGGGCUGCGUUCAGAAACUUCACCUUGCAGGUACCCAGGAGUACGUUCGGAAACCUAUUCCCCAGGGUAGGGGUUAACUUGUCGAGGAAACGUCAAGUGACCACCUGGGUAAAUAUGGCAGUCGAUGAGAAAUGAAAACCUGCUGAACGGUGGGGGUAAAGAUCGAGGGAAAAAAAUGGCAAAUUCCAAAAAAAAAUAUGAUUAUUGCUACUGCAAUAGUUAUGGGGACACAAAUGAUAAAAGAUUGUGAAUAUUCGGAAACGUCUUCAUCAGAUAGUGAAAUUGAAGAAUUAUUAAAGAAGUUCACUAAAAAGAAGAUACAGUGUAUUGAGGGAUAUAUUGAGAGAGUUGUAUCAAAUUAUAUAAAUCAUGAAUUCCAAUCUCACUUUUGGAUUACACGUACCACAUUUGAAGUUUUUAUUGACAAUUCUUGGUCCAAACUUGGAAAAUAAUUUGAACAUUGGUAGGCCAACAACGUCAGUAGAGAAGCAAUUGCUUUCAGUGAUUUGGCUGUUAGCAACUCCUGAUUCUUAUCGGUCUGUUGGAGAAAGAUUUGAUAUUAGCAAAUCCACCUUGUUCGCUUGCUUUGAGCGUGUAAUUGAUACUUUAAAUAGUGUAUCUUCUAAAGAUAUUUGUUGGCCAAGGCAAGAAGAACUUGUAAGAAUAAAAGAAAAAUUUAAAGCAAUGGCUAAUAUUAAUGGUGUUUUUGCAGCAGUUGAUGGAACAUAUGUGCCAAUAAAAGCAUCCUCGGAAAAUCCAGACGUUUAUAUUACGCGUUACCCUGGCUCUGUUCAUGACGCUAGAAUUUUUCGAAAUUCUAAUAUAUAUCACUUAAUAUGUGAAAAUGUUAAUAAAUAUUUUCCCGGGAAUGAAUUUAUUGUAGCAGAUAAAGCUUAUCCGGUUUUAAAAUGGUGUAUUCCUCCAGACAUUGAUUGAGGAAAUUUAACGAGAACGCAACGUCAUUUUAAUGAGUCAGUGUCGAAAAAUAAUUGAAAGAGCAUUUGCUUUAUUGUUUGGAAGAUUCCGACGACUAAAGUAUCUUGACAUGAACAGAGUUGAUAUGAUGGCUGUAACAGUUACAGCUUGCUGUAUAUUGCAUAAUAUAUGUAUAGAUAAUAGUGAUGAUUUAUUGAAUGAAUAUAUAAAUGAAGGAAUGAGAGAGAGAGAAUAAUGUACAAAAUGAAAGAGAAGAAAUUAGAGGAAUGGAAGAUAGAGAAAUUGCUAACAGUC